AUGGACACCCGGGAACUGCGCUUCUCUCGUGCAAUGGCCUUUGCCAUCGAUGAGAUCAACAACAGCACAGAUCUUCUGCCGGGGGUCGCGCUUGGUUAUAAUAUCUAUGAUUCUUGUGCCUCAACCCCCAUGGCCGUGCAGGUGGCUUUCCAGUUUACAAAUGCCCCACCUUUGUAUAUUAACAGUAAAGUGUGUUCGCAAUCGGGAAAGGUGUUGGCUGUUAUUGGUGAUUCUGGAUCAACGCAAACCAUCAGCAUAUCACAAAUCAUCGGGCCCUUUGACAUUCUACAAGUUAGUCACUUCGCUACCUGUGCGUGUUUGUCUGACAAGACGCAAUACCCAAACUUUUUUAGAACCAUCCCCAGUGACCAUUUCCAGGCAGAGGCUCUUGCCAAACUUGUAAAACAUUUUGGGUGGACUUGGAUUGGCACUGUUCAGUCUAACUCAGACUAUGGCAACAAUGGGAUGGCGUCCUUUUUACGAGCAGCGCAAAAAGAGGGUAUAUGUGUGGAAUACUCUGAAUCAAUCACUAGAUAUGAUCCACAGAGCAAGACUCAACAGGUGGCUGAAGUGAUUCGCAGGUCCACAGCCACGGUUGUUGUGGCAUUUACAUCCCCAGGUGACUUGUGGGUUCUGCUUGAGGAGCUUACCGUACAUCCCUCUCCUCCUCGCCAAUGGAUUGGCAGUGAAGCCUGGGUAACCCAUUCAGAGGUUCAGAGAUUUCACCUAUGUGCAGGAGCGAUUGGAUUUGCUAUUCCACAAUCUAACAUACCAGGUUUCAAAGAAUUCCUUCUAGAUCUUCCUCCUGCCAAGGUGGCUGCUUCAAGCGUGCUUUCAGAGUUCUGGGAGGGUGUCCUUGCUCAAUUGAAAAGGGUGAAUUUCUCUCGUAAUGGUUACCAUGUCUCAUUUGAUGCCAAUGGUGACCCUGUGGCCUUCUAUGAGCUGAUUAACUGGCAGAAAAUUAAGAACGGUGGUCUGGAGUUUGUAACCGUGGGACAUUAUGAUGAGUCCCUUUCUCCUGGCCAGAAGUUCAAUAUCAAAAGGGAAAUCAGUUGGGCAGAUGGUGGCAUAAAGGUGCCUGUGUCCAUAUGCAGUGACAGCUGUCCAACAGGAACACGCAAGGUUCUCCAGAAGGGAAAGCCGGUUUGCUGCUAUAACUGUGUACCAUGUGCUGAAGGAAAGAUAAGCAAUACUACCGAUUCAUCUGACUGUUUCCCAUGUCCAAAUGAGUUCUGGCCCAAUGCAGAGAAGAACUUCUGUCGUCCCAAGUUUGUUGAGUUCCUUUCCUUUAAUGAGAUCUUAGGAAUUAUUUUGGCAGCAUUCUCUAUCGCAGGAGCCUGUUUGACCAUCAUUACAGCCAUAGUGUUAUUCAACCACAGAUAUACUCCAGUAGUUAAAGCGAACAACUCUGAGCUAAGCUUCCUGCUGCUCUUCUCCUUGACUCUGUGUUUCCUGUGUUCUCUGACCUUCAUCGGCCGUCCCUCAGACUGGUCCUGUAUGCUUCGCCACACAGCUUUUGGGAUCACCUUUGUCCUCAGUAUCUCUUGUGUUCUGGGCAAGACAAUAGUGGUGUUGAUGGCAUUUAAAGCUACAAUCCCAGGUAGCAAUGUAGCCAAAUGCUUUGGCUUAACACAGCAAAGAAUGACUGUAGUAUCUUUUACAUUUGUCCAAGUUUUGAUAUGCUAUUUGGUUGGUUCAGAAGCCUCCCUUCUCUAUCAAAAACCUGACUACCUACAAGGAGAUAAUCAUUUUAGAAUGGGCACCGACACCCCGGUUUUCCAGUCCUUUGGCACUGUACCAGACUACAAGGCAAUGUUGAAUAGGCGUGUCAACCAAGACAGCCCCUCAACAUCCAGAGCCACUGCUGAGAUGUUUGACAACCUCAGUGACCUCCACCAGCGAAAUUGA
Messenger RNA from Gadus morhua (Atlantic cod), 1908 nucleotides. Its product is annotated as extracellular calcium-sensing receptor-like. Gene Ontology annotation, biological process: G protein-coupled receptor signaling pathway. Gene Ontology annotation, cellular component: plasma membrane. NCBI's taxonomy places the organism in Eukaryota, Metazoa, Chordata, Actinopteri, Gadiformes, Gadidae. The record is from RefSeq and is a predicted model, not a curated record. Gene Ontology annotation, molecular function: G protein-coupled receptor activity.